Messenger RNA from Mytilus trossulus (common blue mussel), 4123 nucleotides. RefSeq lists its product as uncharacterized. NCBI's taxonomy places the organism in Eukaryota, Metazoa, Mollusca, Bivalvia, Mytilida, Mytilidae. The coding region runs from base 105 to 3974 and encodes 1289 amino acids. The record is from RefSeq and is a predicted model, not a curated record. Gene Ontology annotation, biological process: DNA recombination; DNA integration. Gene Ontology annotation, molecular function: protein binding; DNA binding. The transcript has 24 exons.
CACGACAGUUAAUUAUUGAUAUUUGCUUUUUUGUGAGACUUUUAUCCGAAUAUUUCUGAAAUUUGUGUGAAAGUUAGAAGAAAAGGUUUUUGUGAAUAUCCAAAAUGGAAAGAAGAAGUACAAGAUUAAAUAACACAGCAAAUCAGAAUACUGAAACAUUUCCUGAAAAUCAGGCUGAACAAUAUAUCAGGUUGAAGAAAGACAAAGACGGUUUUGUUGUAAGAUAUAUAGAUGAUACAAUUGGAAAAGGGGUGUUUGCUGAAAGAUCUUUUAGCAAAGGUGAAUUUCUUUUGGAAUAUGAUGGGGAUCUUGUUUCGAACAAAGAGGGAACUAGGAGAUUGGAGGAACACAGCAAUACCUUUGGCUGCUAUGUGUUUUUUUUCAAGUAUGGAGGCAAAAGUUUAAGCAUAGAUGCUACUUUUUCUAAACAAAUGGGAAGGUUUGUUAAUGAUGGAGUUGGAGCAGAUGAGAAUGCUUUAAUGAAAAGAAUUGUUGUGGAUGGGAGCCCACAUUUAGUUUUAUUUGCCAGAAGGGAUAUAUAUAUAGGAGAUGAAAUCAGAUAUGACUAUGGUGAUGUUAGUCGAAACCUCCCAUGGAGAAAGAGACCACUAACAGAUGAAAAAAAAAAUACGAUAUUGAAAGAAUGUUGUGUUUCAAUAAGAAGACUGGAGAUUAAAGAUGAUAGUCAUAAAGUGGCAUGCAAUAGAGAGGCAUAUACUGACAGUGAUAGUGAUAUUGAGAACUUGACAAGGAAACAAAGAGUUUUGAAACUACCAUCUGAUGAUGAAGAUGAGGAGAAACAAGAAUUAGACCUAAGUAAUGAGGUUAAACAAGUAUUGAAUCAACCAUCAGAAGAUGAGGAAGUUGGUAGUAAUAUUGGGGUUAGAGAAGUUUUGAUACAACCAUUAGAAGAUGAGGAAGAGGGCAGUAAUAUUGAGGUUGAAGAAGAAAAAUCUGAAGGGGAAACUGAAAAGCUAUUUGUAUGUGCCCUAUGUGAUAAAAAACUAAGAAGUAGAGAAUCAUUUCUGAGCCAUAUGGGCGUGCAUUUCACUGAUAAUGUAAAGAGAAUGCUAUCCAAAUCAAAUGAUACUACAGAACACAUACCUGCUCAAAUUGAAAUGAAUAGUCAAGGGAAAGCCAGUUGCAGUGAAGGACCAAAAAAGGACAGAGGCCCACCACUUAAAUCCUCUAUGGUUGGUUUAGAUGCAGGAGAUGCCAGUCAAAAUGAAAGUUACAGUAAAGAUGGAGAUAAUAUUGAAAGAAUAUCACCUGCAUUCAAUGAUACUUCAAUACGCAUACCUGCACAAAAUAAGAUGAAUUGUCAGGAGACAGCCAGUUUCAGUGAAGGACCAAAGAAAGCUAGAGGCAGACCAGUGAAAUCAUCUACUGGAGAAAAAAGCAAAUCAACAAGGUCAAAACCUUACAGACCCUGCCCUUUCUGUGGUCUCCUUAUGGCUAGAUUGUCCAAUCACGUCCUUCGCAAACACAAAGAUAUUCCUGAGGUCAAAGUUUUAAAAAGGCUGCCCCAUCAAGAUCAAGUAAAGCAAAUGGCUAACCUGAGGAAAGAAGGUAUUUGGAAAGCUAAUUUAGACCAGGUGAAAAAAAUGGAGGAUGAAGGAUCUCAAGCAGAAGUAAAAUAUUUUAAAGAGAGGGAGCAUGGAGCAGGUCAACUUGUUUACUGUUCUUUAUGUAAAGGUUUUUUAACAAAGUCUUACUAUAAGAGACACAGAUCCACAUGCACUGCAGUUGAAUCUACAACAACUACAGCGAAAGCCUUAGAUCCAGUGCAUAUUGCAUCUCCAAAGUUUACUUCUUCAUUUAACUUUGAUGUUCUAGCAAAAUUCCAUAAUUCUGAGGUAGGAAAUUUAUGUAGAACAGACAAUCUUAUAACAUCAUUUGGGCUGCAGAUGUAUAGAAAUGUGGAGGCUAAGAAAAGUAAAAAAGAAGAAAAAAGAAAAUCAGUUAUGUCAGAUAUGAGGAGAGUGGCCCAUUUAUUGUUAGAAUUUAGAAAACAAUGUGAGAUAAAUGGUGAUGCUGAGGCUAAAUCAGCUGUAAACAUGUUUGACAGAGGCAAUUUUCAUUCGUUGGAGUCAUCCAUUUUAGCCCUAACAAUAAAUGAAGAAACUGGGCACACAAAAGCAGGGCUAAAAAUCGGAUAUGGCUAUCUCAUAAAGAGAGUUAUCAAAUAUCUCACUGGAGAAUUUCUCAUCCAAAAAAAAGAUGCUGAAGUUGAUGAGAUUAAGCGCUUCGGAGAUCUAUUGGAAUUUUGCUGGCCAGGUAUAUUUGGGGAUGCAGAAUAUAAAAUAACUGUACUAAGACAGAAAGAAUUGAGGAUGCCAUCUCGCCUUCCAGAUGAGGAUGAUGUUAAGAUGUUGAAAGAAUGGCUGGAAAAUAAAAUCAAAGACAUUAAAACCAAAUUCCAAUUUAUAACUUCUAAUGAAUAUGCUGAGAUUAGAGAUUUACUUGUAUGCAGAUUAACACUAUUUAAUGCUCGAAGAGGAGGCGAACCUGCUAGGCUUUUACUAUCAGAAUGGGAUGAUGCAGAAAAUGGAGUCUGGUUUUCGCAAGAUUCAGUGGAAAAGGUGGAGGACCCCAUUGAGCAAAAAUUAUUAUGUGAAUUAAAGAUUGCAUACCAAGCAGGAAAAAGAAAGCUUGUGUCACUGUUAAUACCCCAGGAUUGUUGGGAUGCCAUUAGAAUCCUUGCAGAUGAAAAAGUUCGAGAUGAUGCCGGCAUUGGGAAAGGAAAUAAAUUUUUAUUUCCCACAACUGCUGGUAAAGAUGAACAUGUAAUUGGAUGGAGUUGUGUAAAAAAAUGUUGCAAAAAAGCCAGACUUAGCAAGGACAUCACUGCUACUGAUAUGCGACACAGGGCUGCAACUUUAUAUGCUGCAAUGGACAUCCCAGAAAAAGAGCGCCGAUUAUUUUAUUUACACAUGGGGCACAGUGCAGACAUGAAUAGAGAUGUAUACCAGUGCCCUGAAUCUGUGAGGAUAACAACAUCUGUUGGGAAAGCUCUUCAAUGUUUAGACAGGGGAAACAUGAAAGCUUCCUCAUCAAAAGUUGCAGAGACUGGUCCAAAAAAUCCAGAAAUUACCUUCUCUCUUAAAGACUUUUUGAAUGAACUGGUGGAUGAUAAUGUUGCAGUAAGGGCAAUAUCAGGAAAAGGAUUGAUAGAGGAAGAUGAAGUAGAACAAAGACCAGAAAAAAUAAGAGCUGCAAGCUGCAUGAAAGAUCUGAUGCUACAAGAUGCAGCAAAAGAAUACUUCACAGAUGAUGCUUGGCUGGCAGCUGAAUCAGUUUUUGAUUUACUUCCAGACUGUAGUGAUGAUGAAUCUGAGAGAUCCCACAUGAUUUUAAAUACAACAGAUGUAAGUGAUAUAAACUUAAGAGAUUGUGAAGAUGAACCAUGUUCUUCAAAUGAUUCUAUGAUAUCUGGUGAUACAGAGGAGCAAGCAGAGAGAAGAACAAACAAAAGGAAAAGUUCAACAUAUGAUGAUAACAAGGCUGCAAAACUUCAGAAAGUUCCAACUGAACCUGAGGCAGAAAAAGGGAAAAGUUCAACAUAUGAUGAUAACAAGGCUGCAAAACUUCAGAAAGUUCCAACUGAACCUGAGGCAGAAAAAGGGAAAAGUUCAACAUAUGAUGAUAACAAGGCUGCAAAACUUCAGAAAGUUCCAACUGAACCUGAGGCAGAAAAAGGAACAAAAAGAAAAUAUAAAUUAUGGACUGAAGAGAAUACUAAAGUAGUGGAUGUUUAUUUUAAGAGAUACAUUACAGAUACAUCUAGCUUGGACAACAAAGGGUCAUUGCCAGGAUCAAAAGAUGUAAGAGAGUUUCUUCAGAAGCAUCCAAUCCUUCAAGAUAUUGAAAUUAAAAAAAGGAUAACAGCCAUCAAGACAAAAAUCUUCAAUGAUAGAAAAGUUUACAGAGAAAAAAUUUCAAAGAAACUUAAGAAAACCCUCCAAAGUAUGUGAGCAUUCUGAAUAUCAUGCAUUCCAUAUAAUAGAUUGACUUGUAAUAGGCCUCUUAAUCUGUAAUCAUCCUCAUCUCUCCACCAACAGCCAGUAUCAUGUAAACUGAAUCUGCGUCAUCAUCUCUCCACCAACAGCCAGUCUUAUGUAAA